UCAGCGGGGACUUUCCUCCAGGAGAAGCUGAAUCACAGGGCGCCGAGCCGGAGAUGUUCCCCGCUGUCGCUACGGUGGAGGUAUGCGGGCCUGUGCACUGUGGUGUGGCCGCGGUGGCCUCCCCCUCCGCUCGGUAAUACUACUUCUUUUGAUCCCUCCGUUUCUCCUGGCCCUCCAGCUCCUCGUCGUCGGGCCCCGGUUACCUCGAGCUGCGAGGGUGGGGGUGGAGGAGCAGGAGGAACAGGAGGUUGCAUAUUCCGUGAUUAGUAUCGAACCGGAGAGGAACUCACGCCAACGGGGAUCCCCUUCCCGGCGUCCGGGUCUGGAGGAGGAGGAGGAGGAGGAGGAAGAUGGAGAAGGAAGGGAGGGGGCACGAGCUUAUGAGGAUGAGAACGAGAGGCUCUCGCGCCAGAUGGGACCCAGAGCACUGGAGGUGCAGCCGUGGGCUACAGACGAGCUGUCCUUCACAGCAGAACUCAAUCGUAUCAUCGCGCAUAUCACCAGGCCACAGCUGAACUGCUCCAGGGUUUUGUCUCCAGGUCAGGCUCAGGCAUCACCGCUCCCUACAGAUUCACCUCCCUGGCUGCUGUGUGCUGAGGACUGGCUGCUUCCAGCUGCAGAUCGACCGUGUGUUGCAUACUCCUUCAGCAUGGAUAGGGGAGAUGCAGACUUUCUAAAGACUGUGUCGGGGCUGGGAUGUGAAGUCCACCGUUUUGAUCCCAGCAACUCCAAUGCAUCUGGUGGUCACCUUGGCAACAGUUUGGCCAGUAACCAUGGUGAUGGAGGCGUGGUCAGCCAACACAAGAUGUGGCUGGACUGGCGAGCUCCAAGGAAGCGCAGACAGAAGACGAGAGGCAACCAGGGUGGUGUUUCUCAAACACUGGCAGACAUCAUGGCAGCUCUGGGACAUCGCACAGUUCACUUCCUUUAUGCUGACUUGCACAGUGCUGAGUGGCGAGUUUUCCAGAACUGGUUUGAGUCAGAAACUCUGCAGAGUGUCCAUCAUCUGGUUGCCACAGUGCACCUGCAAUGGGCCGGGUUUGAGGUGGGCGGAACCAGUGAGGAAGUGCUCCGCUAUUGGUUCAGUGUCCUACAGGGUCUCCAAGCAUCUGGACUCAAGCUGGUCCACAGCUCUGCAGGAGAAGGUUGCAGUGUCCUAAAACAGACAGUAGCAAAUGGUCGCAGCUCCUACACACUCAGCUGGGCCAACACCAGACGAUGAUACGCACACAUGAAUGAACACUGGUGCACACACAUGACCAGACACUGUGGAUGGCCUCAAACAAGAAGGAGAAGGUCAACCAAUAGCUGGUCUCACAAUAAACUUUUUUUCCUGCCAUUUCAGGCGAACACAGUUCUUAACAUGACACCCCCCUCUAGUGGACAUGAAAGGAUCUGCUUUCUCAUCACUCCACACUCGCUGUGUCUGGAGAUAAUAUGCAAUAACUUGACCAUAUAUGAAGCAGAAAGAGGGCUUGGUGAUUAAACCCUUUCAAACCUGAGCAAAUUGGCUUGAUUUCUUCCAAAAACAGGCAAUGAGCAAUUUAGGGAGAAAU
Plectropomus leopardus (leopard coralgrouper) is the source of this 1556-nucleotide messenger RNA. RefSeq names its product putative methyltransferase-like protein 24. Lineage: Eukaryota; Metazoa; Chordata; Actinopteri; Perciformes; Serranidae. The record is from RefSeq and is a predicted model, not a curated record.